This is a messenger RNA of Elaeis guineensis (African oil palm), 3628 nucleotides long. The record is from RefSeq and is a predicted model, not a curated record. Lineage: Eukaryota; Viridiplantae; Streptophyta; Magnoliopsida; Arecales; Arecaceae.
GAGUCAGUUACUUAGCGUUCCCUUCUUCCUCCCUCCCUCGGCCAUGGCGGUUUUUCCGUCCCCAAGAAACAAAACUCCCCCAAUUUGAUCCUAAAUUAUCCCCUAUCUCGCACCGAUGGAGCCUUCGCGGAGGCCGUAAUCUCGGCCUGAGAUGGCGAUUGUGACGGGGGAUCGGUAUUUGGAGCACUUGGUGAGAUACGUGGAGAAGAACGCGGGGCCGCUGCUGGAAGGGGCCCUGACGCUGAAGCUGAACCCGGCGGGGCUCCACUACGUGCAGUCGCGGCUGGAGGCGCUGCAGGAGUUGGAAGGACUCCUCGCCGGCGCGCCCGGGGACUACCUCCGGGCCUACGUUUCCGACCUCGGGGACCACCGCGCGCUCGAACAGCUCCGGCGGAUCUUGCGGCUUCUAAACUCGCUUAAGUUGAUCUCCGUGCUGCCAACGUCGGCCAGGGACCCGACGCCGGUGUCGCUGCUGCCGUUCCGGCGGCUCAGGGUCCUGGAGCUCCGGGGUUGCGACCUCUCCACGUCUGCGGCGGUAGGGCUGCUGGAGCUUCGGCACACGCUCGAGAAGCUCAUAUGCCGUAAUUCCACUGAUGCACUCAGGCAUGUAUUUGCCAGUAGAAUUGUGGAUAUAAAGGAUUCCCCAGCAUGGAACCGGCUGUCUUUUGUCUCAUGUGCUUGCAAUGGUUUAGUUCUCAUGGAUGAUUCUUUGCAAUUGCUUCCUGUUGUUGAAACUUUGGAUCUAAGUCGGAACUGGUUUGCAAAAGUGGACAACCUCAGGAAGUGUACUAAGCUGCGACACCUUGAUCUUGGGUUCAACCACUUGAGGACGAUAGCAUUGUUUCGUGAGGUUUCUUGUCGAAUAGUUAAACUUGUUUUAAGGAACAAUGCACUAGCUACACUUCGCGGAAUUGAAAAUCUAAAAUCACUUGAAGGGCUUGAUCUUUCCUGCAAUAUCAUUUCCAGCUUCACAGAGUUGGAGAUCCUUUCAAGUCUUUCAUGUUUACAAAGCUUAUGGCUGGAAGGAAAUCCAAUUUGUUGCGCUCGAUGGUAUCGAGCGCAUGUUUUCAGUUUCUUCUCCAAUCCAGAGGAAUUGAAAUUAGAUGAAAAAGUAAUUAGCACAAGAGAGUAUUGGGAAAGGCAUGUAAUUUUUGCAAAAAGGCAAAAACGACCUGCAGGGUAUGGUUUCUAUUUCCCUGCAAAAGAUGAUCCCAAAGAUGAGAACAUUAUAAAUACAAAGAAGAAAAAGCAUUCUCGUCUUGCUUGUAUUGAGGAUGAGGAACACAGCAGAUAUCUCUGCUCAGAAGCUGUUGAUCAAGAAUCACAGUCUUGUGAUAGUGAUAAUUUGAGGAAAGAGGAGAAUGCCAUUUCUGAAAGAGAGACUAAAACUGUCAGUUUUUUCACUAGAGCUGAAUACAUGAAGAAGGAGUGGUCUGUCCUGUGUUUGCGAGAAUUUACAGAGUGGAUGGAUCAGACUUCUGAGGAUAGAGUUUAUGAAAGCCAGUGUGAAGACAUUGAAGCAGGUCUUGGUAAAGAAAAACAAAGGAAAUGUCAGAAACCAUUUGGGGUGAGCUCCGACUAUUUUGCAGAGCUUGGACAAACUCCAGAAGGUGGGAGUAGCUCAAACAUUUUGGAAUCUGACAUAUCAUUUACAGACACCUAUAUUGAUCACCAUAGUGGUGAAUUAUUUGACUCUAAUGACAGAGCCAUUUUGAAACCCUCAGUGAUGAAUAAUAGCCAUGUGUCAAAAGUGCAACUAAAAAUUGGAGUGAAUGAUAAGAAAGAUCAAUUGAGGGUUCAUUCAAGGAACCGACAAUAUCUUUCUCCAUUGGAGGUAAAAGAUUACUCUCAUUAUAGUUCUUCAAGUACCGGAGGUGGUGAGGAGAUAGAACCAAAGAUGAGACGAGCACCAUUGACUUCCAUUGAUGAGACAAUAGGGUCACACCCAUCCUCAAUAUAGGCUAAGUCACCUCCACAUUAUCAAGAGGAUAUGCUGCACCACAGACUGUACUGUGAGGAAGAAUUCUUGCAACUAUCCGCUGAGUCCCAUUCAGUGGGUUCAUUGGAUAGUGAUACCAGUUGUUGUGAUGAUGCUUCAUCUGAAUCCAAUUCACCCAAAUCUGAGCUUGAUUAUUCGCUAAUUCAGGCAUCCAUAAAUCAGGUCAUCGAUGACCAAUCAAACACAUUGCUUUAUGAAGAUAAUUGCUUCGAGAUAAGGCAAGAGAAACCAUGCUUAGGAGAGAACAGCAUCUCUUCAUCUGAUUACUGUGCUCAAAAUGAUUGCAGUCUUGGGAAUCAUAUUUUACCAAACCAUAACAAAACAUGCUCCCUAAAUGAUAUUUCUGCUGAUGUUGGUUGUGAUAUUAAUCAACUUGUGAGCCAAGAUAUUGCUGGCAUGGGGGAGCAAAAAACUAAACAUAUGCUUGAGAGAAUGUUCAUCUCACUUUCAGAAAAUUUUGACCCUGAACCAGAAUUUCAGAAGUCUAAUGGAAAUUUGGAGGCUGGUAACAAUGUGAAGGAUGCACAUGGGCUUCCAAGUUGCGAUGUGAAUUUCAACCACGAUCUUUGCAAGGAAGUUGCUUUUAUUGUGCCACAAGUUUAUGAUAAAAUGUCGCCCUUGGCUUGUGCUGACCCUAUGGCCAAAACCAGCUCUGCUGAUUCUGAUAUGGAUGAUUACAUAAAAAACAUUUUUCACAUGAAUAUUGUAGAUUCAGAAUCUUCUGAAACUCGUGAGGAAUUGGUUCGUUGUGAUUGUAUAUAUCAACUUGGGUCCAUCUUUCAAGAGAGGAAUUUUCCACCUAGGUUAUGACCUAGCUUCCGGUGGUUCAUAGGAUCUCUAACAGACCUCAAUACUCCAGCUCUGGCAGUAUUCCAUGUACUAAGGAUCCAACAACAAUCGUCUGCAAUACUUUAUUGAAGUCCAGAUCAAGGGGUAGAAUUCCAUGCUUGCAGCUGACAGUGAAAAUGUGAAAAGUCUGAGACCAGAUUCAGUAUCUACCUCAAAUAGGCAGCCUUCCCAGAAAUAUGAGCUCUUCAAUAUGAGCUCUUCAAUAUCUUCAGAGUAUGCCAACGUUCCAUCCAUAGAAAAGCCAACACCUGCUGGAUGCCCAUACUGUUUCAAAAAAAUUCCUUUCCAAGGGGGGACAAUGGGAAGAAGGAAACACAGGAUCCAUAAUCUUUACCUAAUAGGCAGCCAUCCCAGAAGUAACAGCCAAAUACUGCAAAUCAGAACAGUUCAAAAUCUCUAGGGUCUAAUAAUGUUUCAUCUUCUGAAGUGUCAGCAGCAGUUGGCCGCACUGCAUCCUCAAAGAAGUGCUCUUCCAGGCCUGAGGUAAUGGCCUCUUCUUCAUCAUCUGCAUUGAUGAAGCUGACAAAUCGACUCAACAUUUUGAAGGAACAACGAGCCCACCUUGUAAAUGAGCUACAGAACCUGGAUAUAAAUCGCAUUUCAGGUCCAGAAGGCCCUCCUCCAAGAACCAAUUCCAGAUGACAUAGAACCUCCUCAAAGAGGAUAUGGACAUUCAAUCAUGGAUUAUGUUAAUCAAUUUUCAAUUACAGUUUCUGUAUCCACUCUUGAGACCAUAAGUUGAAGCUGACCUAAAUAAUACAUUUGGAUGGAAUUCCAAAA